This is a messenger RNA of Acanthosepion pharaonis, 504 nucleotides long. The record is from the annotation of a GenBank genome assembly. Lineage: Eukaryota; Metazoa; Mollusca; Cephalopoda; Sepiida; Sepiidae.
AUGUGCUAUCUAUCUAUCUAUCUAUCUAUCUAUCUAUUUAUCUAUCUAUCACAGUCUGUUCAUAUCUAUCUAUCUAUCUAUCUAUCUAUCUAUCUAUCUAUCUAUCUCAGACUGUUCACAUCUAUCUAUCUAUGUAUAUUGGUCUGUACUCAUCUAUCUAACUAUUUAUCUAUAUAUCUUGGUCUCUUCACAUCUAUCUAUCUAUCUAUCUAUCUAUCGAUCGAUCGAUCGAUCGAUCGAACUCCCCUGAUCUCUUCAUAUCUAUCUAUCUAUAUCUAUCUAUCUAUCUAUCUAUCGAUCGAUCGAUCAUCUCCUGGUCUCUUCAUAUCUAUCUAUCUAUCUAUCUAUCUAUCUAUCUAUCUAUCUAUCUAUUGCUUUAUUUUAUUUUUUUUACAGAUAUAUUUAUUUUUUCCAUAUCUAAAUCAAGCCGUGCCACGUGUCAUAUCUAUCCUCCCCCACCUCCAAGCGCCUCCUCUGCCCCGCCACUUCGUCCGUCGCCUCUGA